AUGGCCAAGAUCAGUUUUCUACCCACGCUUGAAGAUGCUUAUGGAGCUCUGUCGGCUGAACAACUGGAAAUAUUGAGACAACAGGUUUUGUCGGAAGGUGGUGAAGUAGCGUCGAUCCAGUCGAGAUUCAACUACGCUUGGGGUUUAAUCAAGUCUACGGAACAGGACGACCAGCGACUGGGAGUGAAGCUGCUCACGGACAUCUAUAAGGAGUCGUCUAUGCGUAGACGUGAAUGUCUGUACUACUUGACAAUUGGGUGCUACAAACUGGGCGAAUUUUCAACUGCAAAGCGGUAUGCGGAUGCUUUGCGGUUGCACGAACCGGAAAACAAGCAAGCGGGUGCGUUGCAGUCGAUGGUGGAAAGCAAAAUCCAGCGUGAAAGUCUUAAGGGUAUCGCCAUAGCAAGCGGGUGUGUGGCCGUGGCUGCUACCGUAGCAGGGAUGCUAUUUAGGAAAAAGCGUUAG
Lachancea sp. 'fantastica' is the source of this 465-nucleotide messenger RNA. The record is from the annotation of a GenBank genome assembly. Lineage: Eukaryota; Fungi; Ascomycota; Saccharomycetes; Saccharomycetales; Saccharomycetaceae.